Molecule: messenger RNA, 1583 nt
Organism: Pieris brassicae (large cabbage white)
Lineage: Eukaryota; Metazoa; Arthropoda; Insecta; Lepidoptera; Pieridae
Gene: BckdhB
Product: 2-oxoisovalerate dehydrogenase subunit beta, mitochondrial
Exons: 8
Coding region: 188-1294 (368 amino acids)
Biological process (GO): branched-chain amino acid catabolic process; response to nutrient
Molecular function (GO): catalytic activity
Source: RefSeq, a predicted model, not a curated record
UGUAUUAAAAUACCCACAGCUUUCAAGGUUUCAUAAAAUAUUAAAUAAACAAAACUGAUUUUUGUCAUGCGCUAUCAGUGUUUAUCGGUUACGCUCAUAAUAAUUACAAUUGCAGAUAAGAUGUUUUCUUUAAUUUAUUCACUUCAUUCAAUUCUAACACUGUGGUCGCGAGCACGUAUUAGACAAAAUGAACGGAAUAGUUCAACAAAAAAUAAAAGUUUCAAGAUAUUUAUUCAAAAAUGUGAACCAAUUUAUGAAAAGAAUGUCUUCACAUUUUACUUUUUUCCCAGAUGAACAUAAGCCUAUAGAAGGUGAUACUACAAAAAUGAAUAUGAUGCAGGCAAUCAAUAAUGCAAUGGAUAUUACUUUAAAGACAGAUUCAAGUGCAGUUUUGUUUGGUGAGGAUGUAGCCUUUGGAGGAGUCUUCAGAUGUGCCCUUGGCCUUCAGGAAAAAUAUGGCAAUGAUCGAGUAUUCAACACACCUUUAUGUGAGCAAGGUAUAGCUGGCUUUGGGAUUGGAUUGGCUACAGCAGGUGCCACUGCUAUUGCUGAAAUACAAUUUGCAGAUUACAUUUUCCCAGCUUUCGAUCAGCUAGUUAACGAAGCUGCGAAGUGUAGGUACCGCUCUGGAGGCCAGUUUGACUGUGGGGGGCUGACGGUCCGAGCUCCCUGUGGGGCGGUGGGGCACGGGGGUUUGUAUCACUCGCAGAGUCCUGAGGCCUUCUUUUCUCAUGCACCUGGUCUUAAGGUGGUAGUCCCCAGAGGACCAAUAUCAGCAAAAGGCCUCCUCUUAUCCUGCCUCAAGGAGAGAGAUCCUUGUGUGUUUCUCGAACCGAAGAUCUUGUACCGAGCGGCCGCCGAAGAAGUGCCCACGGACAGCUAUGAAAUACCUCUGGGAAAAGCACAAGUCUUAAAAGAAGGUGAUGCAGCAACCCUAAUAGGCUGGGGCACCCAAGUGCAUGUACUUCUAGAAGUUGCUCAAACGGCACAGGAGACUUUAGGUAUCAGCUGCGAGGUCAUCGACCUCAUGUCUAUACUUCCCUGGGAUGAAGAAACCGUUUGCAAUUCCGUGAAGAAAACGGGCAGAUGUCUGGUGGCUCACGAGGCGCCCUUGACGAGUGGAUUUGGCGCUGAAUUGGCUGCUACUGUACAGUCGGAAUGUUUCCUGCACCUGGAAGCUCCGGUGGCUCGAGUGACAGGAUGGGACGCUCCCUUCCCUCACGUUUUCGAGCCUUUCUAUCUUCCCGACAAGAUGCGCUGUCUCAGCGCAUUGGAGAAGCUGAUUCAUUAUUAACGUGUUGUGACAUUUUGUACAUAAUAGUACAUAUUUGUAUGUGGAAAUAGUGACGUAAUUUUGUUAUAAAUGAUAUUGUCAUCGUAAUAAAUAGAUUUAGGCUUCCAGAUUGGUAUCAGGUAAUUCCAAGUGCGGUGAAAGAACUACUUUGAAUACGGGUUUGGUAUUUGGAAGUGUAGUCUCUUCGUUAUUAUUACACGGUAUACUUGUCGAUAUUAAUUUUAUUAUGCAAAUUCUGAUGUAUAAAUAUUAAUUAUAAUAAGCUUGAGAAUCUUCAAUAAAUGUUAUG